UCCUUUGUGAAGCACACCUUCUCCUGCGUCAAUGGCACCGUCUUCAAUCAGAUGUCCUUCACGUGCACCCGCCACCAGGACUCCAUUCCCUGUGACUCAUCGCCCAACUACUUCUACCUGAACAAGCGCAACGGCGACCCGAAGGCCUUCUUCCUUACCGAGGAGGACAUUGUCAAGCCGGGAGCUAGCAACAACAACGGACACAGCACAAGAAAUGAAGGCAGCAGCAGCAACAGUCGCUCUCUUCAGUCACUGUACAGCAAUAGCAACCACCUCCCUGAAACCGCUUCCCACUCGCUCUCCAGCUCGAGCAGUCGAGCGGCUAUUUCCGCCCCACCCACUGCCAUUUCCUUGCGACCCACAUCUUCAAACGCCUACUCCGCUACCUCCUCCUCCUCCUCCUCCUCAUUAAGCGCCAACCACCGACCGAGCAUCAGCUUAAUAUCUUCAAAGUCGCUAGCUGAGCAGGAGGAGAGUUACGGCCUUCGACCUGGUCGACUGAUGGGCGGCGACUACAAUGAAAAUGAUCACAGUGGAGGUGGCAAUUCGCUGAUCACCAUUACAGGUGGAAAUAGCGGAAGCAGCUCUAGCUCCAGUUACGGCAAAGUGGACCCGUACGACAUCAGCUCAAAGUACAGCAACAUCAAGCCGGGCGUCAAGUACAGCAUGAAGGCAAUCAAGUCCAAGUACGAG
Messenger RNA from Rhagoletis zephyria (snowberry fruit fly), 693 nucleotides. RefSeq lists its product as uncharacterized. The record is from RefSeq and is a predicted model, not a curated record. NCBI's taxonomy places the organism in Eukaryota, Metazoa, Arthropoda, Insecta, Diptera, Tephritidae.